AUGAAGAGCACAGAGGAUUGGAAGAGUGGAAAUUUGGUUGAAAUUCCCUCUCUUAAGAAUCUGAGCAAUCUUACUGAACUUGAUCUAUGUGAAUGCUAUAAAGUCAAAGAUUGUCCAGAGAUUCCGUGUAAUAUAAAGAUUCUAACUUUAGAUUACACUGGAAUAGAACAACUGCCCUCAUCAAUUAAGCAUCUGUCCCAACUUGUCACAUUGUCCUUGAACGAGUGUACAGAACUCGUGAGUCUUCCAAGCAGCAUUGGCAAUUUGAAACGUCUUGAACAACUCAAUCUAGUUGGAUGUUCAAGACUCGUGACUAUUCCAAGCAGCAUUGGCAAUUUGAAACGUCUUGAAGAGCUUCAUCUCGGUGGAUGUUCAAGACUUGUGACUAUUCCAAGCAGCAUAGGCGAGUUGAAAUGUCUUGAAAAAUUACUUCUCUUUAGAUGCUCAAAUUUAGCAAGUCUUCCAGAAAGCAUCAAACAACUUUCGAAGUUGAAACAGCUUGAUUUAAGCAUUUGCGAGAGUCUUAAAAUUUUACCAGAGCUUCCAUCAUGCUUAGAAUGCUUAGUUGCUGGUAAUUGCCCCUCUCUGGAAUCUGCAUCAAUUUCUUUCCAUUUCUCAGUACAUGAAGAUGAAAAUGAAGAAGCAGAUAAAAGUGAAGAUGAAAAUGAAGAAGCAAAAAAAAGUGAAGAAGCGGAUGAAAAUGAAGAAGCAUAUGAAAUUGAAUUUGAAGAUUGCAAAUUUCUUGAUUUUAGUAAUUGCGUCAAUUUGAAUAAGAAAGUAAUCGAGGAAGUUUUUGAAGCGCAUUUGUUGGGUCAGAAAGUUAGAUUAUGUAUGGCAGGAGGUGCAGUGCCAGAAAGGAUGAGAUAUAAGAGUAAAGGGUCCUCGCUUUCAUUCAAACUUGACCUUCAUCACUUAAUUGGCUUCUCUUUCUGCGUUGUUGCUGAUACCACAUUUUGUAAUUUUUUUAUUAAAAGAAUUGAAUGUAGAGUGGAUUUCAUGUAUGGAUCUGGAAAUAGGCAGGGACGUCGUACAUUCAUCUUCUUUGAAGGGCCUCAUUUUACUUCCCCACUGUGUUUGCGAAAAUUGUGGAGUGUGGGGUCCAUCCGAUAUAUAGUAGAAAUAAAAAGAGAAGCAGAAAUGAAGAGCAUCAGGAUGACAGGGAACACCAACCACUUCUUCAAACAUUGGAAGACAACUAAUUUCUAUUUUCACAACAACAGGUAUAACUAAUUUCUAGUUUGCUGUUACUUUUUAGCAUUCACAAUUGCUUUUCUCUUACAAAUACUUGCAGUUCAAGAUGAGCUUCCUAUUGUUGGAUUCAAUUUCUUGUUACAGGAGCAAAAUUGGACAUCAAAAUUCAAUAAUAAGCGUUGAAAAAAAAAAAAAAAACAUGAGGAAGACGACGAAGGCGAACCUGAGGAUAAGGAACACGAUGCCUUAUUGAAUCAGGAGGAGGAUGAGAACCAAAAUGACAUUUUGAAUCAUGAAAGAACAAAAAGGAAGAGGAAGAGGAAAAGCAAAAGGUAAAUCUAUUUCUUAUUUGCUGUUUUAGCAUUCUUAAUUUCAACAUUCUCCGUCACCACAUUUGCUUCUUAACUGCUCCAAUGUUAGACAUUACACAAUCUGCUGCUCCAUAUUCUGUUUAUAAAUACUAAAUUUUACAA
Molecule: messenger RNA, 1664 nt
Organism: Hevea brasiliensis (rubber tree)
Lineage: Eukaryota; Viridiplantae; Streptophyta; Magnoliopsida; Malpighiales; Euphorbiaceae
Product: disease resistance protein LAZ5-like
Exons: 3
Coding region: 1-1230 (409 amino acids)
Biological process (GO): defense response to fungus
Molecular function (GO): protein binding
Source: RefSeq, a predicted model, not a curated record